Molecule: messenger RNA, 552 nt
Organism: Fraxinus pennsylvanica
Lineage: Eukaryota; Viridiplantae; Streptophyta; Magnoliopsida; Lamiales; Oleaceae
Source: the annotation of a GenBank genome assembly
AUGGAUAAUGAAAAAAAUGGUAAUACUUCUCUGCUGAAUGGUUCUCUCGUAAGGCCUGGUGGUGAAAAACAAACAAGAAACCAUGAUGACCUUUUGAAUCGUCGUCUAAAGAACCGAGAAAGACAGCGUCGAUAUAGGGCACGGAAACGUCACGAAACUGAUUUAAAGAAGGCAUUAACCAGUAAUCAAUCAACUCCAGUACAGUAUCAGAAGGUGUCUACAGAAAACCAAUCUACUCCGCUGCAAGUAAAGGUUUCCCAAAAUGUAACUUCCCCAGAUUCUGUGACCCCUGUUCAUUGCCAACGAGACUGGAAGCGAGAUGCUAGAAGAGCCCAUGCAAAUACAGAACAAGAAAUCAAAUAUCGCACCCCAAGUAAUUCUGGAACACUAACACUGUGUGGCGGUCCCUCCUUGCAAUCAGGUCUAAAAGUAGUUUCACAGAUGAAUAGUGGAAUUCAAUCCAGUGAUCCUAUCCCAGAGGAUAAUACAACACAGAGAUCAGUGCCAAGCCGCAGACACUGGAAAGCAGAGGCCAGAAACAAGAAAAUCUAA